CGUACACGUAACAAAUCCAUUUCUUAUGUGUUUUUUCGAUUUCUAGAAUCUGUAAAACCCACAAAAAAGAGGUUUUUUUUUUUGUUUCUGGGUUCUUUGAAGAAGCAGAGAGAAGAUAAGCUCUUUACAGUUUUCUUCAUAACAACUUUAAGAUGGAGAAAAAUCAACAAAAGCAGGAAUUUCUAGCUGAGACCUCAGAGAUGAAGAACACCAAAAACAACGACGACUGUUCUGUACAACAACAACAACGAUUUGUGUGGCCAUGGGUUGGUCUAGUAGCCAACAUACCAACGGAGGUGGAACCAUCGGGUCGGAGAGUAGGCAAAAGCGGUUCAACGUUACGUGAUGAGUUCACUAUGAAAGGGUUUAAUCCAACAAGAGUCCAACCCAUUUGGGAUUUCAAGGGUCAUUCUGGUUUUGCUUUGGUUGAAUUCGCUAAAGACUUUGAAGGAUUCGAAAGCGCCAUGAAUUUCGAAAGGAGUUUUAAUUUAGACCGUCAUGGGAAGAGAGAUUGGGAAAAAGGUCAUCGCUUGAGAGACAAUAAGCUCUAUGGAUGGGUUGCCAGAGAGGAUGAUUAUAAUCGAAGUGAUACUGUUGGGAAGAACGUCAAGAAGAAGAGAGAUUUGAAAAGUAUCUCUCAGAUUGUGGAGGAAGACGAGAGGAAAAUGGUUCAUCUUGUUGAGAAUAUGUCUCAAACCAUUGAGAAGAAGAAGCAAAGUAAACAAGAGCUUGAACAGAAAGUUGAUGAGACUUCUCGUUUCUUGGAGAGUUUGGAAUUGCAUAACGUUCUGUUAAACAAAAACUACCAAGAAGGGUUUCAGAAGAUGCAGAUGAAGAUGGAAGAGUUGUAUCAACAGGUUCUGGAUGGACAUGAAAAGUCUUUGGCAGAACUGGAGGCAAAGAGGGAGAAGCUUGACGAGCGUGCAAGACUGAUCGAGCAACGGGCUAUCAUAAACGAAGAAGAGAUGGAAAAGUCCAGACUUGAAAGAGAAAUGAAUCAAAAGGCUAUGUGUGAGCAGAAUGAAGCGAAUGAGGAAGCUAUGAAGCUUGCAGAAAAGCACCAGAAAGAGAAGGAGAAGCUUCAUAAAAGGAUAAUGGAAAUGGAAGCUAAGCUAAAUGAAACGCAAGAGCUGGAGUUGGAGAUAGAGAAGCUGAAAGGUACUACAAAUGUGAUGAAGCAUAUGGUGGGGAGUGAUGGAGAUAAAGAUAUUGUGGAGAAGAUAGCCAAAACUCAGAUUCAGCUUGACGCUCAAGAAACGGCUCUCCAUGAAAAAAUGAUGACUCUGGCACGAAAAGAACGUGCAACCAACGACGAGUAUCAAGACGUUCUUAAAGAGAUGAUUCAGGUAUGGAACGCCAAUGAAGAGUUGAUGAAGCAAGAGAAGAUUAGAGUGAAGAGAAUGGGGCAAUUAAACCCUGCACCCUUCUUGCCUGCAGUGAUGAAGAAACAUAAAGUUACACAAUCAAAGGCAGAGAAUAAGGCUAUGAAGCUGUGUUCAGUGUGGGAAGCAAACAUAGGAGAUGUGCAAUGGACUCCAUUUAGAGUCGAUGAGUCUGAUGGAACACCAAAGAGAGUUGUGGAUGAAAACGACGAGAAGCUUCGUACGCUGAAGAACCAGUACGGUGAAGAAGUUUAUAAUGAAGUGGUAAGAACAAAACUAGAGAUUGAGGAACAUAACGCUAGUGGCAGCUAUGUGAUUUUAGAGCUUUGGAACUAUGAGGAAAACCGAAAGGCGACGAUGGAGGAAGCAACAGAUGUGAUGUUGAAGAUAAGGUCCAAACUUGCUGCUAUGAAGAACAAACGAAAGAGGCUUGAGGUCUAACUUAAAGAAAGAAGACAAUAAUUCAAGUAACAAUACCGGAGACGAGAAAGUGUUCUGUUUUUCGUUAAUUUACCAGUUUAAAUUAGUUUUGCUACUACAACUAUUGUACCGAAUUGGAUUUUGUUUCUUCAAAAGUUUUUCUCCACAAAUCUUAUGUGUUGUUUGAUUUUUUACGUGGAGUCUGGAGCUGA
Messenger RNA from Arabidopsis thaliana (thale cress), 2014 nucleotides. Its product is annotated as XH/XS domain-containing protein. The transcript has 8 exons. Bases 153 to 1823 code for a protein of 556 amino acids. Gene Ontology annotation, biological process: gene silencing by siRNA-directed DNA methylation; regulatory ncRNA-mediated gene silencing. The record is from RefSeq and is marked reviewed. NCBI's taxonomy places the organism in Eukaryota, Viridiplantae, Streptophyta, Magnoliopsida, Brassicales, Brassicaceae.